This is a messenger RNA of Pocillopora damicornis (cauliflower coral), 1837 nucleotides long. RefSeq lists its product as uncharacterized. Lineage: Eukaryota; Metazoa; Cnidaria; Anthozoa; Scleractinia; Pocilloporidae. The record is from RefSeq and is a predicted model, not a curated record.
CACUGUAUCGAUCAAACCGAUCGGUCGGAAUCUGCUAAGGCCUGGGUCUACAACUGAUUUGGCGGGAAAGAACCAAGUUUUGCAAAAUGGCGACCAACUUGUUCGAAGCAAGUGAAGUUGAACCAUGGAAGGUAACAUUUCAGCUAUACGGAAAGAUGUUAAAACUUAGAGCCGAAAAAGGAAAGGAGGAUAAAGCAAAGAAGCUGUUGGAUCUUGACAACUGGUUUCAAAACCAGUUACCUCAAGAAAUAAACAAGAGAUCAGAAAAAUAUAUAACACUGGAAGAACUCACAAAGCUUAUGGAGUGGAAAUUAACACGUGGGAAGUUCAGGCCCCGCCUGACUCAGCUUGUACAGACAAACACCAGUGAAGCUGUCAAGGAGGUGACAUGCAAUGCUUUCAAGUGUUUACCUGAUGUAAAAUUGGCCAUCACAGAACUAACAACAUUGAAAGCUGUUGGACCAGCAACAGCUUCAGCAAUCUUAUGCGCUGGUUGUCACCAAGUACCAUUCAUGGCAGAUGAAGCAAUUCAAGCCAUACCAGGCUUUGGAAAAAUUGAUUACACACUCAAGUUCUAUCUCCAAUAUCUUGACAAAAUAAGAAGUUGCCUUAAAAACUUAUUGAAAAAGGACCCCAAAGGAGAGUGGAAUGAACAUAAGAUUGAGCUGUGCCUUUGGACUCAUGUUGUGGAACAAAGGUAUGCCCCUGAAAUGUUCAACAACAGAACUUUGACUAAAAGAAAAAGGACCACAACCAAUGAUGAAAGUCAGGAGACACCCAAGAAAAAGAAGGUCAAAGAAAAAGUGCUCAAACAUUCAAAGGCAACAUAGAGGAUGGUAACCACUUAUACCUGGUGAAACUUCAUCAUGCACCACACUUAAGGGAAGGCCCAGGAACAUGCAACAACAUAGGUGUAUAACACACCACCAAAACUGAAUCUGUAAAGCAGAAGUUUUAAUAUAAGCCAGAUAGUGGCAAUCUACUUCCCCCCUACAUGAUCCAUUACUGUCUUCUGUUCAGCCUGCUAGGAGGCUCUUGUGUUUGGAUAUGUCCUUGCAGUGGUCACUUAUGGGAAAAGUUAUCUAAAACCUAAGGUUGUUUACUUCAUCAUCCAGGUAUAGCCAAACUGGGCACACUUGUUUUUAAAAUUCUUUUUCCUAUUUUGUUUUUUAUAAUUAUUAUUAUUAUUUGACACCAUAGAUCUUCCAUGUGGCUGAUUUCCAUCGUGUGAUAGCAUGUUUCCCUUGCGAUAUUAAAUUAUAACUGCAGACAAUCAGCCAAGAAUACUACUGACAUGAAUUGUGUCAUCCAAAACAGACCAAUAAUAAAUUGACAAUAGUGUGACACAACUAGAAUAGGUUGCAGGCAUUGACAUUAAAAUCUUAAAUGUUGUCAAUGUUCAAGGAUAAAAGUUUCAAAUGAUUUUGCUUAGAUGAAAUACUGAUAAAUAAUUGAAGUAUCACCUUCCAAAAAUUUCUACUCUGAUUUACUUACCUCCAUUAUGUCCAUUUUUAUAUCACUUUUAAUCCUUGCAAUCUGAUUAGCCCUCAGCAUUGUGAUGAUUCUUAAAUCACAUAAUAAUUUUGCUCUGAAUCAAAUUUUUUUUCCCAAGUAAUAAGAGUAGAGCAAUCAAGUGAAACAAUAAAUCAGAUGUCAAGGCCAAUAAACUUGCAGCAAGGAGAAGGACAAAGUAGAGAAAUUCUGCUCUUGAUAAAACCAGCCCAGUACUGGGUAAUUUAAAAAAAUCAUGUUGGCUAAAAUUGUGUAUCUGGACAAUUAAAUUUCUCAGUUUGAAAAUGGAUGUAAUAAAGCAGCAAAUAAACAACAUGUCAAGCAA